UGCGUCAGUCAUCGCUUCUGUACUGUGUUGUUUAGUUUAACAAGUUGUACGCUACACCAGUCUGUUUGCGUUCGAACAGAUGACCUGCGUUUAGUAGUGUUAAGCUGUUUGUACGGUGUAAACGUGCUCGUUUGCGUUAUCUUCUUCGAGAGUUCUGUAAUAUUUUUCAUAUUAAAUUUAAAUUUACGAAAAUAAUUCAAGUUCUCUUGUUCAGUUGUUUUUUUUUGUUGUUGAAAAUAAUAAUUCGUUUUUCAACAUUUUUUUUUUCAUAAUAACGUUACGUGAAUUUAUUUUUUUCACCGUUUAAUAUAUUCGAUGUUUUUUUCGUAAUUGGUUAAAGUUGUUUUUUUCCAAUUUUUCAAAGUUGAUUUUUAACGUAAUUUUUUCGAGUGUUAUGUUCGAUUUGCUAGUUUGAAAAUGGUGCCCCAACAAGGGAAUGAUCUGAGUCCAACUUCAAGUGGAAUACCACUUUUUGGAAGCCAACUCGUGGAUAAAAAUUCAUCGACGCCAUAUUCCGAUGCUACCCAGGUUGGUACCAAUUUCAUUUCAUAAAAUUAUAGGAAGAUGAAAUUAACAAAAAAGAACAAUCCAAACCACAUCAAAAGGCCGAUGAACGCGUUCAUGGUAUGGUCGCAAAUCGAACGUCGUAAAAUCUGCGAAAUGCAGCCGGACAUGCACAACGCGGAGAUCUCUAAACGUUUAGGACGUCGUUGGAAGCUGCUUUCGGAAGACGAACGUCAGCCAUUUAUCGAAGAAGCCGAACGUCUGCGUUUGAUGCACCUGCAAGAGUACCCAGAUUACAAAUACCGGCCACGAAAGAAAAGCCUGAAAGCGACCAAACCAACGAUCAGCAGACCGCGUAAACAGCUCGCUUUGAAGAAAUCCGCAGUCGUAGCCGCCGUCAAAAUGAUAAAAGAUACGAAUAAUAACCGUAACAGUGGCAUCAUCCAUCACGAUGGUAUUACCAUCGAUCUCGACGAGGUCGGCAGUACCACCGGAAUUGGUUCAGAAUUAUUGGUCAGCAGCGGAGGUGGUGGAGGCGGAUUGAAAACCAUGGGCGGAUCGUCGUCGAUGUCGACGGUUUCAUCGUCGUCUUCGGCGUGUUUGAGUAAAAAUAACGAUUCGACGAUGGUGAUCAGGAGUAACGGUAUCAUACAGAAGAGGACUUUGUCAUCCUCUGUAGACGUAGCAAAGUUCCCAUAUAAGUUUACGAUCGGCCCGCAAACGCGUAAAGAUCGCGAUCCUAUGCUAGACGGAAGGGUUUCGGUGCAGGCGAAAGUGCCAUCGAGUCCAUCUUGCGAAACGCCCGAUUCGCCGGAAAGCGCCACUUUCUACGAAGACACGAACAGCAGCAGCGGCUUGGGCGCUGGCACGUUGCUGGCUGACGACGUUUGCGAUAUAACCAACGCCAUUAUAAUACCAGUCAAAAAGGAAACCAUAUGCUUGAGUCCGUUGAUGACCAUUAAAUCGGACCCGGACGAUGAUCUCUGCUUGUCGAAAGACGACGAUACUUUCUUACGAGACUGUACCUUCAAGUCGGAACCGGACGAUUGCGAAUCCGAAUCGGCGGCCAUCGGACCGGUCGGCGAAAAUCCUAGUCUUGCCGAUUUAGACUCUCUUACCGAUCUCUUGCAAAUUCCUAACGAUUUCAAAAUGGAACUAGAAGUAGUCGACGAACUGCCGGCCGGACUGGGCGGCAAUGCUAACGGAGCCACGCAUCUCGAAUUCAAUUGUAACGAAGAGAUGACCGAGAUGCUCUCUGAUAUCGGAGUCACCAACGACUGGGUCGAUUAUACCUUCGCAAAUCUUAUGAACACGUCUUAAUUUUGUACGAUAACUCGUAUAUUUACCUAUCCCCCGGCCACAGAGCACCCCGAUGAAGCCGAAGCCGAACCAUCAACCCAGGUCGUCGGCAAAAUUCGUAUUUUUAAAAGGAAAAAAAAUUUUCUCUUAAUUUCUAAUUAUUAUAAUAUCGUUUUAUACGAUCGCAUACUGUGGCUUUUCGAUAAUUUGAUGUGUUUUUCUUUCUUUCUUUUUUCAUUUGUUUGUCUCGUUUUUAUUUUUAUUUUUUUGUCUUGAUUUUAUUUUUAUAUCUGUUUUUAUUUCUUUUUCUUCUUCUUCUUCGAGAUUCUGUUUUUCUUUUUUAUUUCUUAUAUAAUAUUUUGUUCGCUCGUACUUUGGAAAUCCUCAACAAGGAUUGGCAAGAUGGGCGGACGAAAGCUUGUAUAUAUAUAAUUUGCUAUUUCUUUCGUGAAAUUUUCUUCUUUUUUUUUUUAAUUUUUGCACCUUUUCACUUUCUAUAUUUUUUUUUCUCUUUAAAAAAAAAAUUACGUUUUUAAUUCUAAGUUAUUAUUAGUACGAUAUUCUUAAUACCAAUAUGUUUACGAUAUUUUUAUUCCCCCCUUUUUUCUCUCUCUCUCUUAUCUUUCUCCUUUAAUACCGAAACAUGUUUUUAUAUAUUUUAAUGUUAUUUUUAUUAUUUUUACUACCCUUUCCCACGUUGCGUUACGAGCUAAGUCAAAUAUAUGUUCAGUGUACGCGGGCUCUAGUCAAAAAAUCAGGAUUCUGUAUGUUAUAAGAAUUUUUUAAAAUUAUUUUCUUACGAUUUUUUUUUCUCUGUUAAACAUUUUAAGUCGAGUUUUAUUUUUCUGUAUAAGACUUAAACUUUCGCGUUGGUUAUUUUUCUCUGUCAGAUUUUUUAAUUUUUUUUGGAAGGUAAAACGAAACACAAAAAAUAACUCGUCGUAUCGUUAAUUUAAAAAAAAAAAAAUAGUACAUCAACCAUGUGUGAAGCAAAUGCGCAUGCGCGGUUGCCAAAUUGAAAAUUCCUAUCUCACGAAGAAGGGUAUAAUUAUACACGCAUACGCAUCUCCGCCAUGCCAAUAUCACUGUCUGAGUAAUGGUGAAGGUUACCCCUGCGUUUUUCCUCGGCCUCGGUCCCCCACACACUGUUUUAAAAAUUCAUUCUGGGACUACUAAUGUAAAAUGAAGAAGCACGAAGGAAAAAAAAUUAAAGAAAAAAAUUUCUUGGAAAAUGAAAAAAAAAAGUAGUCGGCGAUGCGACGUCCACGUCCGUUUACGUUUAUGAAUCAUUAAAAUUAUGUUUGUUUAGUGAACGGGGGAGGGUUAGGGGAUGGGUACGGUCUCAAUACGCGUAUUUUUUUUCGGUAAUUGCGCGUAAAAUUGCGUUUUUUUUUCUUCUUUUAAGAGGUGAAGUGAGGACGUUUGCCUGGUCAGUGUUCGUUACGCGAUGACCGUGAUCUUGAGUUUUGUUUCAAAUGUCAACGUGUGUACUGUGUGUAGAUGUCGAAGUGGGUCGAAAAUAGAAAUAUCGUGUAUUUUGAAGGACUGUAAGGAGCGAUGUGCUAGGUAAUUACAAUUGUACUCGAACGUUUAGAUUUGGUAACAUCGGGAAGGGGAGCGAAGGGAGGGUUUAUGAUGUGGAAGAAUUUAAAUUUGUACUCCAAGUAUUCGAAAUUUUUUAUUACAAAUAUGUAAAUUGAAAAUCGACUAUCAAUUGCAUCUUGAAAUAUUAAUUUUCAAAAUUCUGUAAAGAAAAAAGGUACAAUUUACAUUUUGUAAUUAUUUAGUAUGGAAAAUCUUACGAAAUUUUGAAUUUUUCCCCUCGCCCCCUCUCUGGCCUCUUAGUUUUGGUUUUUUGGCAACAAUGCAUCGUAAAUUAAAUUUUCAUGUACUGAGCAGAAAAAAAUAGAUCAUAAAAUGUAAUAUUUUAGUACGUUGAGGAUAGGUCGAUUUUAAACAUUUUCUCUCCUCUCAUCCCCCCUCACAAAAAUUCCAACCUAAAAAAAUCAUCGAACGGAAAAAAUCGUCUGAGAUUAUUAUUGGAAGAUUUUUUGAACUUCCUUUCUAAUCUCAGACAAAAAUAUCGGUUAGUUUUGUCCCCUUUCGUCCCUCCCCCCUCCAUUUCCAAUCCACAGAUGAUACAAUCAAUUUUAUAAUUCGAGUCGCGUUCGGUAAAAAAGGUUCUGUGUGAAUUUUACCCAAGUGCAAUGAUAAAAGAUGGCUGCUUACUUUCGUUGCCUCUUGAAAUAGGUAUUGUAUUUUUGGGUAAAAUUCACACUAAACGUUUUAUGUUGUUCUAAAAAUUAAAAAAAUUGGAUUUCAAAUCAGAAUGGAAUAAUGAAAAAAAAUUACGUAAAGUUAUCAGUCUUUGAAAAAAUUCUUUUUGGAACCUUUGUUUUUGUUUCAUAAUUUUUACUUGUUAUUUCACUCUCUUAAAUCACUUAUACGUAUAUGUGUCAUUGGUAUUUUUUAUAGAAAAUUUCGAUUUGAGAUUCUUGGGAAGAGGAAGAGAGAAAAUUGAGUUUUCAAUUUUGAAAAAAAUCAGGGUUUCCGGUUUGAAAUUUUUCUGGACAAGAGCACUCUGUUACAAUAAUUUAAAAAUGGUCAAUUCCAACGUUUUUUUCACCCCCUUCUCCACCUCCAUCUCCACCUACUCUUCUUUUUCAGAGAGGACUUUGUCGAUUAAAUUUUCGAUGUUGAAAACAUCUUGCUUUUUGAUUUCAAAAUUUUAUUCAACUUUUUGUUCUAAUAAUUUGAAAAUGGUCAUUUUUAUUGGCCUUUUUCUGCUUCCACCCCCCUCUUUCCCCUCCUCUCCAGUAUUCGGAAUUGAUUUCAUAGUCUAAAAAAAAAUCCAUCAAAAUGAUUUGUGGCAGUUGUCAGUUGCAAAAAAAAAAAAAAAAAAAAAAAUGCUCAUCUAUCGAGUCGCCCAAAAUUUCAAGAUUUUGAACUUAUUUUAUUCCUUCCCCCUCCAAAGAUUUCGAUUUCAAGCCAAAAAUUCUCAAUUCUGGAAUACAUUUUUUUAAAGUCUAAAACGAGUAGGUAUUGUGAAAUAUUGGACAAUUUUUGAGUUAUUUUUCGUUCUUUGUCUGUGAAAGGGAGAGAAUGAGAGAUUAAAAUUUUUGAUUUCGAAAAAUUUCACUUUUAUGCCCAAUUUAUCGACCCUCUCCUCCUCCCCCUCCUCUCCUAUUUACCAUCGAAAUAAUUAUCUCGUACAAAUUUCACUCAACAAUUUGAAUCCGAAUUUCAAAAUUUCGAAUUUAUUUACCCCCCCCCCCCCUCCCUCUUCUCCCCUUCCCACCCCACUUCGAUUUCAAGCCAAAUUCUCGAAUAUCUUUUCUGAAAUCAAAAACGAGUAAGAAUGUGAAAUAUUGGGCAUUUUCUUAGUAAUUUUUUCUCAUUGUUUGUGGACAGGUUGUGGGAGGGGAAGGGGGAAUGAGACAUUGAAUUUUUUGAUUUCGAAAAAAUUCUGCUUCUUGGUUUUGAGACGUCAUUGGGCAUUCUGUUAUGAUAUUUUGAAAAUGUGCAAUUUUAUCGACUCUUCUCUCUCCAUUCCUCUCCCCUCCCCUCCGCUUACCUUCAAUAUCUCUCAAAAAAUUUGUAAUGUAAAAUUUUUUUUGAAAAGUUUCCUUACAAAAAAAAAAUAUUCGACAGAAUUUCCCCAGAAUUUCGAGAUUUUCGAAUUUACUCACCUCCUCCCCCCUUACCCACUGUAAAUUUCAAUUUUAGCCCAAAAUUUCGGAUGAUUUUGUCAAAAUUCGAAACUAUUACUAUGAAAUGCUGUAAUUUAACAUUGAAAAUAUUCAUUCAAAUCGAUUUUGUCUUCCACCAUUGCCUCUUUCGACCGAUAAAAUUCUUUUUAAAAAAGUCUGAUGUCACCAUUUUUUGCGAAUUUUUACCUAUUUAUCUAAAGUUUUAAAAGACAUGGGUCGUCUUGUCAUCCAAAAUAUUCGUCAUGUUGGCUGACCAAACGACCUGAGACUGCGAGUUCAUCUCAUGUAUGCACCAUACUGUCGUAUACCUUGUAUUUUCAAACGAACUACUUCAGUGGGAGCGUUUUCUAUCAUCUCGACCAUCCCGCAGCUCACAAUCCAACAACAACAGCACUAAAACUCAGUAUAUAAUAUGAUCUUUUGUGUCCCUAAUACCUAACCUAAGACGUAUAGUAAAAGUAUACAUAACAUAGUAUAUUCUCUGGGUUCAGAGUCACAGGGAAGGGGGUUUAGGGGAGAGAUUCGAUCGUUUAUCAAAAUUUACCUGCUCACCUCGACCGGUCGUCUGUAUUAAUCAGUCUUGUCAGCUAAAAAGAUAACUCGUUUUCGACUAUAGUACAACAAUAAGGAUGCAUAGCUGCAUAAGCAAGUAGGUCAAUGCGGCGGUGGUGGCUGUGAAGACCAAGACUGCAUUGACCGUGUUCGAUUUGACCAGCAGAUUAUAUUAUCUCUAUGUACAUACUUAUACGUACAGUAGGUACAUUACAUACCUAGAUGUACUUACUUAUGUGUAUGGAUUUUUUUAUUUUUUUUGGUACAAGGCAUUAGAUAAUUGCGGUGUGGUCUUAGAUAGGUCUGUCUUAUGUGUAUUUGUGAAAUGCAUUAUUACGAGGAGUAUUUUUACUUUUUUUUAGGGAUAAAAAAACUGUCAUUUUGGGAUCAAAUGUUGAGAAAUUGAAACACGUCUCUGUUUGGAGGGGAUGUGGAAGGGGGGGGGGGUUGUGAUCGUUGUUCCUUACUUCUGAAGAUUGAAUCGGGAGAGUUCGAUUUUACAUAUUAUUAGGAUCACGAGAAAAUGAGUAUGGGGGGGGGGGUGAGUGGAAUUUUUUGAAUCUGCAGAAAAUCUACGCAUCUUGAGGAAUUUUCCACUGGUAAAAAUUGUCGAUGGAGGGGGGGGAGGGGGAGGAUUGGUCGAUACUUUUCGUCUAAAUUAACGCAAUCACGUCCCACGUAGGUAGGUAGAGGUACGUAUUGGCGUACAUUCGUAUUUCCUGAAAUACUUAAUCAACGUUUUGAUAAACCGACGACGAAUUAAUUUAUUGGUCGAGUUAUGCGUGUGUGUGUGUGGGGAACCUUGAUCGUAAUUGUACGAAAGAGAGAAAAAAAAAUUGAUAACAGAGCUGUUAAUGGGCACGCGGUCGAGAAUAUUCGCCUAACUCGACAUAUCUCUGGUUGCGGUGGCGCGUUCUUGCGAUAUAAUUAGAGUUCUCUUCGUUUAUAUACGAUAGGUACCUACCUAUCUACCUGAAUACCUACCUUAAUUCGAAUAAUAUCGCGGCAAUAUGACGCAAUAUGAAAAUAAAUUUCUUCGACGAUACGACGACAACGAUGUUGGUUUCAUUUAGGUAAAAAAAAAAAAUUGGUCAAUAAAAAACUUGAAAAUUAUCAAAAUAGAAUUUGAAAAAAAUGAUACCUUUACCUUAUACAAUAUUCUGGUUUAUAUAAAACGCGUCCAGCUGAACGCUAUACGCUAGUCAGAUCAUUAUGUAUUUAGUUGCAUUACGAAUGGAAAUUAUUAUAUUGUAUAUAUUUUUUCUAUCGAAAUUGCCGAAUAUACGUUCGUGUAGAUAUUUAUAUAGGAGAAGGAAGACGUGUUUUGUUACCUGUUUUCGUGUACUUUUUUUUUCUCUUACUUUAAUUUAAUUUUCCUUUUUUUUUUUUUUCAUUAUUUUUAUCGUAUUAAUAAUAAUUUUUACAUCGCAGAAUUUUUUUUCUCUUUAAACGACGCUUUUAACUUUUUCUUUUUUUUUACAAGCAUUCCAAAAUAUAAGUUCGAAAUUUUUUAAAUCAAAUUUGAUUUUAUGGGAUUUAUUUUUUAUUUUUUGUUUCAUUAUACCAAUAGUUUUAAAAAAAGUAGUUUUAUAUUUCAGUUUGAUCGUGGUAGUAAUCGCUUCGAAUAGUAUUUAUUUUACCAUAAAAGCAAAAAAAAAAAAUUUAUCGUAAGUUCGGCCUGUCGUUCGAACGAUGCGUAUACGAGAAAGGAGGAAAACGUCGUUGGGCAAAAUUUUAGGCGUUAUGCCAAGGCUAAAAUAAUGUGACGAAUACGCAUCGUACGAGCGACCAGGCCUGUAUUAAAAUUAGGAGUUAAAUUCACAUUAGUGUACCAGGUCGCAUUUAAUUUACCUAACUAUAUGUUUUAAGAGAUGAAUUUCACUAUGAAAUUACAUGUACCUGUUAAAUACACACGUUACUGUUUUUUUUCUUCCCCUCCCCCUCCCUUAGUGUAUCUAGUUGUUAAAAUUUUCAUUGUGUAGUUUUAUUAAUGGUCCUGUUUCUAGGUUUAUACGUUUCGAAAACGUUUUUUUUUUUUUUAUUUUUGGAAUUGAAAUUGAAAAAAGAGCUAAAAAAAAAAUAAAAAAUUGGUUAAGUUGAGCGAAUUCGGCUCGAUUGGUUUUCUUUUACCAGUGAACAGUUUAGGUAUCACUUAAAAGAGUCAGAGAGCCAUGUGUUUUGUUAUAUGUGCGUAUCUCUCUGUCUCUCUCACUGUUGUGGGUCUCUCUGACUUAUCUAAAUGAGUAAUUUACUAGAGUGGAUGUACUUAUUUAAGCAUUUCUGUGUUAUUUAACGAUUUUAAUGAUCUCUCGCGCUAAUUUAUUGUUUAGUACUGUGAAAUUACUAUAUUCUACAUGUACUAAGUGUGUGUAUUACUUUGACGUAGCCGAAUUCGCCAUCAUCAGGGCAUCGAGUCGUUAUACUUUAAUGUGUACAGCAUUGAAAAGUUUUUCUUUUACUUUUUGUUUUGUAUAAAAAAAAAAAAAAAUGCUUGUAUAGAUGUUGUGUGAAAAGUAUUGUAGAUUUUUUUGUCCCUUUUUUCUUGAUGCGAGGAAAGAAAAACUGCGGCAGUUUGCGGUGGUAUUUUGUUUUCGCGAAUCGAUUUAAUGUGCCAUUAACUGCUUGACGAGCGCGAACCCGAUCCGACGAAUGUGUAAAAGUUUUUCUUUCCUCGACUUGGAUUUUUUUUCUACCCUUCUCUGUCUCCCCCUUCUUAUUUUUUUUUUAUUAUGUGUGUUUUCCUCUUUAUCUUUCUGUCUGUCUCUCUCUCUGUUUUUUCUUUUAUUCUGUCUUAAUACGAGUUAUUUUUAUAUAAGUCCCGAUACCUUUCGUAUGUUAUUGCUUUGUUAUGUAUAUUUUUUUUGUAUUUAAUUUUUUUUUCUCUUUUGGGUUUUAAGUUUCGAUGUAGGCUUUUUUGUCUAUCUACCAUUUCUCUUUUCUUUUUUUUUUUUCAUCUUUAUAUACGAGUACCUAUAAUUAUUCUUUUAGAAUUUUUACACGCUAUGUAGUGUUAUAUUAUAACAUAGAAUAUAACUCUUUCAUUUCAAUGUGUUUUUAUUAUUUUUGCGUCAAAGAAAUAAUAUGUUGAAAAAUU
This is a messenger RNA of Planococcus citri (citrus mealybug), 9159 nucleotides long. Its product is annotated as transcription factor Sox-11-B-like. Gene Ontology annotation, biological process: anatomical structure morphogenesis; cell differentiation; regulation of DNA-templated transcription. Gene Ontology annotation, molecular function: RNA polymerase II cis-regulatory region sequence-specific DNA binding; DNA-binding transcription factor activity, RNA polymerase II-specific. The transcript is spliced from 3 exons. NCBI's taxonomy places the organism in Eukaryota, Metazoa, Arthropoda, Insecta, Hemiptera, Pseudococcidae. The record is from RefSeq and is a predicted model, not a curated record. Bases 565 to 1824 code for a protein of 419 amino acids.